AUGUUGAAGUUCGUCGUUGUGUUGUUGAGUGCCCUGCUCUUGGCAGAGGCCACUAUCGUUCAAGUUCCCUUAAUGAAAGUUAAGGAAACCAAAAACAAGGCCAAUGAAUUGCUGAAAUUGAAGGCCAAAUAUGGCGGUACCCCUAAGGCCAGAGAAGCCGUGACUGAGAAACUCUUCAACUAUGUCGAUGAUUCUUACUACGGCAAAAUCACCAUUGGUACUCCUGCUCAGGAAUUCUUGGUUUUGUUCGAUACCGGCUCCUCCAAUUUGUGGGUUCCUGUAGCUCCCUGCUCCUCGGACAAUCAAGCCUGUGAAAAUCACAAUACCUACGAUCCCAGUGCCUCUUCCACCUAUGUUGCCAAUGGUGAAUCCUUCGCCAUUCAAUACGGAUCCGGUAGCUUGAGUGGUUAUCUUGUCCAAGACACCGUCAAUGUUGAAGGUUUGGAAAUCAAAAAUCAAGUUUUUGCUGCUGCCACCAGUGAACCCGGUGAUACCUUUGUCUACUCUCCCUUCGAUGGCCUCAUGGGUAUGGGCUUCAAGGCUAUUUCCGUUGACGAUGUCACUCCCCCAUGGUACAACAUGAUCCAUCAAGGUUUGGUUACCGACAAGGUCUUCUCUUUCUACUUCACCCGUGAUGGUACUUCAGAUGAUGGUGGUGUUUUGGUUUUGGGUGGCAAUGAUCCCACUCACUAUACUGGUGAUUUCCAUUAUGUUCCUGUCUCCGAAAAGGGUUACUGGCAAUUCGAAAUGACCAGCGCCCACGCUAAUGGUGUUUCCUUGUGUGAUCAAUGCCAAGCUAUUGCUGAUACUGGUACCUCCCUCAUUGGUGUUCCCACCGAUCAAUACGAAGCCAUUCAAGAAGCUAUCGGCGCUACCUUCAGCUAUGAUACCUAUGAAUAUAUGUUGGAUUGUUCGAACAUUGAUAGCUUGCCCGUUGUUACAUUCGAAUUGGGUGGUGGUACCUUCACUUUGGAAGGUUCCGACUAUGUUAUCCAAUCGGACGGUCAAUGCGCCUCAGCUUUCGAAGAUGCUGGUACUGAUUUCUGGAUUUUGGGUGAUGUCUUCAUUGGCAAGUACUAUACCACAUUCGAUUUUGAGAACGAUCGUGUAGGUUUCGCUUUGGCUGUAUAAAUGAAGUGGUGAAUA
Musca vetustissima is the source of this 1146-nucleotide messenger RNA. Its product is annotated as lysosomal aspartic protease-like. NCBI's taxonomy places the organism in Eukaryota, Metazoa, Arthropoda, Insecta, Diptera, Muscidae. Gene Ontology annotation, cellular component: lysosome. Gene Ontology annotation, biological process: proteolysis; cell death. Gene Ontology annotation, molecular function: aspartic-type endopeptidase activity. The record is from RefSeq and is a predicted model, not a curated record. The coding region runs from base 1 to 1131 and encodes 376 amino acids. The transcript has a single exon.